AUGAUGCACAGCAUGGGACCUGAUCCUUAUUUCAAACUGCCACGUCUCUCCGCGUCGGUUGGUAAGGAUGGGCUUUCAUGCAUCCGCGAACCGGCGUUCUGGGAUGAUCGCUCAUUACAUGCCUCGCUUUCAGCGGAUAACCCAGCUGCAGUCUUGCUGACGGCGAACAUACAACCACUGAAGACUGUUCAAUUCCCCAAGCCUUGGGCACGCGUUCUAUUCAUCGCCCAAGACCGCGUCGUUGGGCCGAGUUAA
Ascochyta rabiei is the source of this 255-nucleotide messenger RNA. RefSeq lists its product as uncharacterized. The coding region runs from base 1 to 255 and encodes 84 amino acids. NCBI's taxonomy places the organism in Eukaryota, Fungi, Ascomycota, Dothideomycetes, Pleosporales, Didymellaceae. The record is from RefSeq and is a predicted model, not a curated record. The transcript has a single exon.